UGAAGCAUUGGCUGUAUACUACUAUUGUAUCAUGGCUGUGCAUGGAAAAGGCGCCAGUGGUGCCCACAACCUAACGAUGCACGGUAAGAACACCCCGCGGAAAUCAGCACACGGUCUUGUAUGCGUUCAUGGGCAGAGGUUUGGCGGCUUGCAGGCAUGCCGAGAUUGCGGGUACCUGCGAGUCUGUCAACGUGCGUGGGAAGCAUACUCAAGAUUCCAAAUUCAUCCACUUCGCUGGAAUACAGUGAGACAGUGGGUAUGACGACGGGAAGGAUGAAAGAUGUACCGACUAUCCAGUCAGCCGCUGACCUGUGCAUCAAUGUGCGUAGAGGAAGCAGGGGUGAUGUCUCAGUCGUAUGCGAACGCCCAGCCGUACCCUUUCCGACGGUAGAGAGAAUUCCUUUACUACUUGCUACGAUCUGUCAUAAUGUGCACGAUCGAAACCAGCAAACACCCAACGCCCAAUAGCGCCUUCGGGACGCUGGGCCGCCAAGCCACGACUCCGGGGAAGACUCGGGAAAGGGUGUAUCAUCUGUGCACUGAAUACGUAAGCCAAUAUGGAGCACAAACGGCAGGGCAGCCACUGCCACUGCAUAAGCGUGAGGAGGACGAGGGCCAGGCAUUGCGACACAGCUGUGGCGCGAGUCUCC
This is a messenger RNA of Baudoinia panamericana UAMH 10762, 650 nucleotides long. RefSeq lists its product as uncharacterized. NCBI's taxonomy places the organism in Eukaryota, Fungi, Ascomycota, Dothideomycetes, Mycosphaerellales, Teratosphaeriaceae. The transcript has 2 exons. Bases 121 to 468 code for a protein of 115 amino acids. The record is from RefSeq and is a predicted model, not a curated record.